AUGGCAGAUGUUGAGAGGGGAAACCAAAGCGACGUUACAGAAUUCAUCCUCCACGGGUUCAGGAUCCUCUACCCAUUCCAAAUAGGUCCCUUUGUGCUGGUUCUGCUAACGUACUUCACCACCGUGGCUGGGAACACCCUGAUCAUUGUCACCAUUCUGACUGACCAAGGCCUUCACACCCCCAUGUAUUUCUUCCUAGGGAACUUGUCCUUCUUGGAUAUCUGGUACACGUCCAACAUCGUCCCCAAAAUGCUGCAAGGUUUCCUGGCUGAGAAGGGUGUGGUGAUCUCCUUCAGUGGCUGUGUCACGCAGCUUUAUAUCUUUGGCUCCCAGGCAGCCACCGAGAUCCUCCUGCUAACAGUGAUGGCCUACAAUCGCUACUUGGCGAUAUGCAACCCGCUGCGUUACACGGCCCUCAUGAGUGCGAGGGUGUGCGUCGAGCUGGCUUCCUGCUCUUGGCUGGGUGGCUUCCUCUUCAACCCGGUGAUAAUGGCCUGGAUUUACAGGCUACGUUUCUGUGGCCCUAAUGAAAUUGACCAUUUCUUCUGUGACUUCAUGCCCCUGGUCAAGCUGUCGUUCAGUGACACCCACCUGAUCACCUUAGCAGCAUUCUUACUCUCCUCUACAGCCACCCUGAUCCCCUUCCUGCUAACCCUGACAUCCUACGCAUUCAUCAUCAUGGCAGUAGUAAAAAACCCUUCCAGCACUGGGAGGCGGAAGGCCUUCUCCACCUGCACCUCCCACCUUAUUGUGGUCAGCACUUUCUAUGGGGCUCUGGCCAUGGUCUACAUGGUGCCAACGGCCAGUGCAGCCAUCAACCUAAACAAAAUAUUCUCCCUUCUCUACAGCCUGGUCACCCCAUUGCUCAACCCCCUGGUCUACUCCCUGAGAAACAAGGAUGUGAAUGAUGCCCUGAGGACAAUGGCCACUAGACUGUUGGAUUUUCAAAGGAGGUAG
Messenger RNA from Trachemys scripta elegans, 957 nucleotides. Its product is annotated as olfactory receptor 11A1-like. The transcript has a single exon. Gene Ontology annotation, molecular function: olfactory receptor activity; G protein-coupled receptor activity. The record is from RefSeq and is a predicted model, not a curated record. Gene Ontology annotation, biological process: G protein-coupled receptor signaling pathway. NCBI's taxonomy places the organism in Eukaryota, Metazoa, Chordata, Testudines, Emydidae. Gene Ontology annotation, cellular component: membrane. Bases 1 to 957 code for a protein of 318 amino acids.